Messenger RNA from Aspergillus japonicus CBS 114.51, 1515 nucleotides. RefSeq names its product FAD-binding oxidoreductase. The record is from RefSeq and is a predicted model, not a curated record. The transcript has 4 exons. Lineage: Eukaryota; Fungi; Ascomycota; Eurotiomycetes; Eurotiales; Aspergillaceae. Gene Ontology annotation, molecular function: FAD binding. The coding region runs from base 1 to 1515 and encodes 504 amino acids.
AUGCUUAGACAAUUCUUUGCGUUAGCCCUCACUGGGGCGGCUUUAGCCAGCAGCAGCAGCUUGUCGAACGCAUCAAUUUCUCUGUGGCAGGGCAACUUUCACCUCACCAGCGAGGUUGCCUGUGCUUGUCAGCGGCUGAACCAAAUACACUCAUCUGAGAUGUUGUCGUCUUCCUCCGCGAACUAUACGGAGGAGAGAAUCCGGUACUGGGACAUCCGCUCCGAUCUGUAUCCUGCUUGCAUCUUCCAGCCAAGUAAUGCGGAUGAAGUGGCGGAGGGGGUCAAGAUCGUUUCUGCGUGCAAUGCGCCCUUUGCCAUCCGCGGUGGAGGUCACAUGAAUUUCCCGGGAUCCAACAAUAUCGACGGCGGUGUUUUGAUUACUUUGAACAAACUCCAGGACUACAAGGUCCAUAACGAUACCAUUGAAGUGGACCCUGGUAUGAAAUGGAUUGAUGUUGUCGCAGCCUUGAACCCCUAUCACCGUGCUGUUAUCGGAGGUCGUCUCAAGACCAUCGGUGUGCCUGGUCUGACUCUGAUCGGCGGCGUUCACUACUUCAUCAACAAGUACGGGUUUGCUAUGGACAAUGUCGUGCGCUACGACGUGGUUCUGGGCAAUGGCACUCAGGUGAUUGCGGAUAAAUUCACAAACCGCGAUCUGUUCUGGGCCCUCAAGGGCGGUGCUAACAACUUCGGCCUGGUCACCAAGUUCACCCUCAAGACAUACCACAUGCCCAAUGUGAGCACCACCAUUCAGGCCUUCGAGGAAACGGAGGUCUACGACUUCAUCAAGGCCGCCGUGGCCUUGUCGCGCUUGGACGACCGCGAUCCCAUUGCUGCGGGCGGUAUUUUGACCAUUCAGCACAAUGUGACGACCAAGGCGGUGUCAGCCUCGCUGAUGGGCGUUCAAGAGGGGAUAAGCAACCCGCCUUCACAAUUUGCCAACUUCACCGCCAUUGAAGGCCCGAUCAAGAUGCACAAUGUUACCACAAUGCUUCAGUGGACGGAGGACAAGGAUACCCCCAAUCAGAUGUUCAGAAUCGCCUUUUCAGCACACUCGAUUGUCCCCAACGCCAAUCGACUGUACGAGAUCUACCAAGCCUGGAAGACGAGCGUCGAGACCCUGUCCGAUGUCCAAGGCAUCUACCCGACAUUUGUGAUUAAUCUGUGCCCCACGGGUGCUGUCCGUGCUGGACGAAACACCGACGUCGGAAACACGUGGGAUCUGGCCCUCGAGCCUACAAUCUGGUGGCAAUUCAGCACCGGAUGGGAUCUGGCCCAGGACGAUAUCCGCAUGACGUCCUGGUCGCGUGAUCUGUCCGAGAGCCUGCACGAGGAGAACCGCCAACUGUCUCUGGCACGCGAGCACGUCUAUAUGGGUGAUGCUGGAGAAUGGCAGGAUGCUUUUGCGACGUUCCCCAAGGAAAACAUCAAGCGCAUGAAGGAAAUCCAGGCGGCGGUUGAUCCCGAGGGCGUAUUCAGUCGCCUGAACUGGGGUGGUUUCAAGCUUUCUCCCUGA